Molecule: messenger RNA, 864 nt
Organism: Closterium sp. Yama58-4
Lineage: Eukaryota; Viridiplantae; Streptophyta; Zygnematophyceae; Desmidiales; Closteriaceae
Source: the annotation of a GenBank genome assembly
AUGCUCUCGUUAGCCGACAUUGCAAUGAUCGUCCCUCCGUCUCCAAUCCCAGCUAAACGGUUCGGCCAGCAUUAUCCUAAUCCUCUAAACUACAGCCGAGAAGAAUGCCUAUGCAAACCCGUGCACAACUUCGUGGUACUUUCCAUGCAGCGGUCCGGCAGCGGGUGGUUCGAGACGUUCUUAAACUCCCACCCGAACAUUAGUAGCCACGGGGAGAUAUUUAUAGUCAAGCCGCGGCGCGCGAACAUGUCGGCGGUCGCGGAGACGCUUGACAGCGUGUACAAUCUGGAUUGGGCGAGCAGCGCCGCGAAGAACUCGUGCACGAGCGCCGUCGGAUUUAAAUGGAUGCUCAACCAGGGCGCGAUGGAAUUCAGUGGUGACGUGGUGGAGUACUUUAGGAAGCACCACGUGUCCGUCAUCCUGCUUAUCAGGAAAAACGUGCUGCGGCGACUCAUCUCCAUCCUGGCGAACGCGUACGAUCGCAAGACGCAGCUAGUGGGAGUGCACAAGUCGCACACGCACAGCAAAGAAGAGGCAGAGAAGCUGGCGACGUUUCGGCCGAACGUGAACGCGAAGCACCUGGAGGGCAACCUGCAGCGCGUGCAGGAGAUGGUGGACGACGCGCUCAGGGCGUUCAACGGCACGCGCCGCAUGCUCGUGUACUAUGAGGACGUGGUCAAGAACAGGACGAUCCUGGAGAAUGUUCAGCGGUUCUUGGGGGUGCCGACACAGGAGCUGACAAGCAAGCAGGUGAAGAUCCACACGCGGCCGCUGAGGGAGACGAUUGAGAACUAUGAUGCCGUGGCUGCCAAGCUCAAAGGCACCGAGUUUGAGAAAUUCCUGGAAGAUGAGAGCUAUGGUUGA